AUGAGCAGCAGCAGCAGCAGCGGCAGUGAGAGCGAUAGCGGGAGUGAGGUGCAUGAGGAGGUGAAUACUCAGCAAGUGCAGGCUCAAGCUGGGGACAGUGAGCAUCCACAGCCAGAAGAAGAGAAGGCGUUGAGUCAUAAAGAGAGAAGAAAGCAGCGUAGAGAAGCUGCCAUGGCUGAGAAGAACGCCGGCGCUGACGACCAAGAGAAGACAGAGUCGACAGCCAAAACUGAGGCUAGUGGACCAGCACCAGAGAAAGAAAAGAGAUCUCACUGGGGUGUGUGGAUUGGCAAUUUAUCCUUCAAAACAACGAGAGAGCGGCUUUUCGAGUGGAUUGCAAACAAUAUCGGCGAAUCUGAGGACGUUAUCACUAGAAUAAAUAUGCCCAAGGGUCACCAAGCCCAUGAGCACAACAAAGGGUUCGCCUAUGUGGAUCUGUCGACGGAGGAUAUCAUGCACAAGGUUAUAGCGCAAUCUGAGAACAACCUCGAUGGCAGGAAGCUGUUGAUUAAGUCGUCUAGCAACUUUGAAGGCAGACCAAAGCCCCAGCUGCCUGAAGGAAUCGCAGACGAGAAGGAUCUGUCCAAGUUUAGUAGGAAAAUUCUCAGCAGCCAACAAAACAAGCCAAAUCCAACGCUUUUCUUUGGUAAUUUGUCCUUCGAUACAACACAGGAAUCGAUCAAAAAUUGGCUAGUCAGCAACGCGGAGAAACACCACAAGCGUCAGAUUGAGCAGAACAAAGCAGGCGCCGAUGAUAAGCUGGACGUUGGCAUCAAGAGAGUCCGUCUUGGUACAUUCCCAGACAGCGGAAAAUGCAAAGGUUGGUGUUUCAUUGAUUUCAAGAACACUUCACAAGCCACUUCUGCACUUUGCGAGUCUCACAACCACAAGAUGUACGGCCGUGAAUUGAAGGUGCAGUUUGGCCAGGAUAGAAGCGAGCAGAAGAAGCGCAAGUUUGACAAAGAGAGUGAGAAGGAAGGUGGUGGUAGGGAGCGUCAAGAUGACUCAAGCAAACCACCAAAACGUGCUAAACCUGGUGCCGCGCUUGCUAAUGCACAGCGUUCAGAUAAGGCCAGUGGUGCAAUCAACCAGCCAGCAGCAGGAAACAAGAUAACGUUUGAUUAG
Molecule: messenger RNA, 1125 nt
Organism: Wallemia ichthyophaga EXF-994
Lineage: Eukaryota; Fungi; Basidiomycota; Wallemiomycetes; Wallemiales; Wallemiaceae
Product: RNA-binding protein rnp24
Exons: 2
Coding region: 1-1125 (374 amino acids)
Molecular function (GO): RNA binding
Source: RefSeq, a predicted model, not a curated record